Molecule: messenger RNA, 1953 nt
Organism: Empidonax traillii (willow flycatcher)
Lineage: Eukaryota; Metazoa; Chordata; Aves; Passeriformes; Tyrannidae
Gene: NOBOX
Product: NOBOX oogenesis homeobox
Exons: 8
Coding region: 1-1953 (650 amino acids)
Biological process (GO): regulation of transcription by RNA polymerase II
Molecular function (GO): RNA polymerase II cis-regulatory region sequence-specific DNA binding; DNA-binding transcription factor activity, RNA polymerase II-specific
Source: RefSeq, a predicted model, not a curated record
AUGGACGGGGCGGGCGCGGAGGGGCAGGACAAAGCGCAGGCGGCCCGAGGGCCGGAGUGCCAGGAAAAGGAGGAGGACACGUUGCUGUGCCCAGAGCACUUGGUGGUGGAUGCUGAUGCUGUCGGUGGCCAUGGCUCAGGGGGCAGUGUGCUCUCUGCAUUCCAAAGCACAGCUAAACAGGAAAAACCUAAGGAUACCUCAGGAACAGAAGGUAGGAUUUGCCCUGUAAAGAAAGUGAAAGAAGAUGGAAGAGACAGCACCCUGCAGUCAGCUGGGUCAGCUUCCCAAGUCCCUGUGGUGCUGGGCAGCCAGCUGGAUUCUGCCUCGGUGUGUGGGCAGCCAUCUGAUUCCUGCAGGGACAUGAAGUCCCCACUUGCUGUUGCUGGAUUGGCACGGGAGCCCACAGGUCAGUCAGGGUCCCGUGAACGCUGUGAGAGUCACCACCUCGAUGGGGCUGAAAAGGAGGCAAAGAAGAGAAAAAGCACCGAGGAAGCACCGAGCGGAAUCCCCGGAGCUCCCUGCGGGCAGGACGAGGGUGGCCCAGCUCCCUGCUGGUCACACCAAUGCCCUGCAGCCCAGCAGUUCUACAGGGCGCCCUCAGUCUUGGAAUCCAGAAGCAGCCACGAUGCAGUCAAGGAGGACAAAAAAGGGGAGAGGGAGAAAAAAGCCUUGCUUGAGAACCCACGCAUCCUACCCCCGGUCAGGAAGAAGUCCCGCACCUUCUACAAUGCAGAGCAGCUAGAAGAGUUGGAGAAGGUGUUCCAGGAAGACCACUAUCCCGACAACGAGAAGAGGAAGGAGAUUGCAGCUGUGGUUGGUGUGACACCACAGAGAAUCCUGGUCUGGUUUCAGAACCGCAGGGCAAAGUGGCGGAAAUCGGAGAAGCUGAACGCGAAAGGCAGCAGAAAACUUCCAAAAUCGCCACCUCUGUCAGAUGAUUAUGGGGCACCUCCUCCGCCUGUGCCUCCGUUGCCUGACGUUGCUCGUGACCAAUCUGCUGCGCUGGGAGGAAACACUGGAGCUGGGAACUGCUCCAGCCUGCUCAGAGCACAGCCUGCACCGCUCUCCUCUGCCUCAGCCUCCUCGGUGGCAGGGACGGUGGCACCUCGUGAAUCCGUCCAGACGAAGGCGUCGCCGCAGCUCAGCUUCAACCCCGGCAGGGUGGAAUGCUUCCCCAGCCUUCCCAGCCCUCCUCCCAUCCGCAGGGCCACCAACCUGCCCUUCAGCCCCCACAGCCCUGCUGUCCCCUCGGUGCUGGGCGCUGCCAGCAGCGAGUGCUGCCUGUCCGGUCAGGAAAGUGGCUCCAGGGAAACCUUCACCUACAGCAUCCAGAGCCAAGGCUGGAGUCCACCACCUUCCUGCCAUUACCCUGAGCAGCUGGAGACCACAGGGAACCUGGAGAGCAUGUACUGUCAGUACAGCAGCCAGGGGGGCAUUUACCCUCUGUCCCAGUAUUCCCAGCAGCACCAGUUCUCCCACUUCUGCCAGCUGCCUGAUCACCUGGCCACCAACGUGCUCUCCAGUGACCACCUCCCUCCUCCAACGCCCCUAGAGUCCCACCCAGCUUUCCUGGCCUUGCCUGGUAACACUGGAGCAGCAACCCACGGAACCACACAAGCCACCUACGGACAAAACCACAUGGGGGGACAGCUCGUGCCACAGCAGCCAAGUGGGCACUCAGACAUCACUGCCUAUCAGGCUGUCCCCUGGAGUGAUUUCUACGUGCAGGGAGCUCAGCUCUCAAACCAGCUGCACUCCCAAAUGACAUUUUCCAGCAUGGCAGGAGGACAGAGCUUCACAGAGCCCUGUCUGCUUCAAGUGCCCAAUGGAACGGCGCUGGGAUCCGUGUCACAGGCUGGAAAGCAGAAGGGAAUGGCUCCAGAGCAGAGUUCAAACCAGAGCCGCCAAACAGAGCCGGAGUUGGCAUCGCUGGCUGAAAGAGAGAGGGUGUAG